AUAAUAAUUAACUGGAAAAUUAUUUGAAAAAUUAUUUAUCAAUCAUCAUCGCCAUCAAUAAUCGACAAUCAAACAUCAAUGGUUUAUAAACGUGUAUUUUGUAGAACUUCAAACUAUUCUAGGAUUCGCCUAGAAAGUGUUAAUAGUAAUUAUGAUCGUCUGAAAUUUCCAUCAAAUAAUCAUUAUUGUGCCUUAUGCAAUUGCUCAACCAGUGUCAAGUGCAAUUCUUUUGAUAAUCAAUCUUCAAAAUCUGUUCCUUAUCAUUGUUUUCAAUACCUGGUCAUCAUUAUUUCUUUGAUUAUCGUUUCAAUCUUUGAUUCAUCAUCACUGAUUGUGGAUAGUUUACCCACGGGUAUCGCUAUCAAUUCAUCAUCAUUUUCAUCACCGGAUAUUUCCGAUGUUGCUAUUGCAUCUGCAAACCUUCGUGCUUGGCAUGCACGUCUUAAUACUGCAGCUACAACUAAUGAAGAAACUACUAAUAAACAUCGUUACAAUCGGAAUACAAUUUCAAUCAAUCCUAUUGAUAAUGAUACCAUUCCAUCGACAAUCAGUGGAUUUCGUUUAAUUGGUGAUCCUAAAGCUAUUGUUUCUAAUGAUGAACGUUAUACAAUCAAAGCUGAUCACGAUGUCGAAGCUCGAAUAUUUGGCAAAAAUUUUGGUAAAGAUUUUCUGAUCGGGUUUUCUUUGAUAGCACCGAAUUCCAAAUCUAUGAUAUGUUCGGUUGAUGAAAAAUUCGAGGCUAUUAAGAUCGAUGAUCAAACAGCUUAUUCGAAGAUUAAACUUCCAGCUAGUUCAAAACCAUAUCAUCUUUGUUAUUCGGAAAAUAUAUCAAGAGAUGAUUAUUUCUACUACGCCGGUAGUGAUCUUUCCUAUCAGAUCGAAUCUGCAGCACCUUUAUUACCCCUUUGGCUCCAUAUAAGUACCUUGUUAUUGUUAUUGGUCAUGUCUGGUCUAUUCUCUGGCCUCAAUCUGGGACUAAUGGCAUUGGAUAAGAAUGAGUUGCAAGUAAUCGAACGUUGUGGUACCGAAGAUGAAAAAUACUAUGCCAAAACGAUUUCACCUGUAAGAAAACGUGGAAAUUAUCUACUUUGCACUUUAUUACUCGGUAAUGUUCUUGUCAAUUCAACAUUGACCAUUUUAUUAGACGAUCUUACAUCGGGGAUAUUCGCUGUGAUUGUUUCAACAUUAUCGAUUGUAAUAUUUGGUGAAAUAAUUCCUCAAGCACUUUGUUCGCGUCAUGGGUUAGCUGUUGGUGCCAAAACAGUUUAUGUGACUUAUUUAUUCAUGUUUAUCACAUUUCCAUUAUCAUAUCCAAUAUCAAAAUUAUUGGAUAAAAUUCUUGGUGAAGAAAUCGGUAGCGUUUAUGAUCGCGAACGUUUAAUGGAAUACAUUCGUGUUACAAAAGAUUAUAAUAAUCUUGAAGUAGAUGAAAUGAACAUAAUUUCUGGUGCAUUAAAAUUCAAGAAAAUUUCCGUAGCCGACAUUAUGACUCCGAUCAGUGAUGUAUUCAUGUUACCAUAUGAUACAAUACUCAAUUUUGAUACGUUAACUUUGAUCAAUAAUUCCGGUUAUUCGCGCAUUCCCAUCUAUGAAGGUAAUCGUGAUAAUAUUGUCGGUUUAUUACACGUGAAAGACCUUUCAUUAAUUGAUCCGGAUCAUAAUUUGCAAUUAAAAGUAGUGCUUGACUUUUAUUCACAUCCAUUGUUAAAAGUGUUUGAAGAUGAUAAACUAGACAAAAUGUUGAAUGAAUUCAAGCAAGGCCAAUCUCAUAUGGCAUUGAUUCAACGUGUUAUCGAUAAUGGCGUCAAGGACCCAUACUACGAAUCUAUUGGUAUCGUCACCCUUGAAGAUGUUAUCGAAGAAUUGAUUCAAGCAGAAAUCAAUGAUGAAACCGAUGUGAUAUCUGAUAAUCGACGAAAGCAGAAACGACAGAACGUUCAAAGUCGAUCGAAUUAUCUGGAAUUUAUUCGUGAAGCUGGAAUUAAGCAAAAAAAUGAUGAUGAUUGCUGUAUAAUGGAGUAUUCAAACAAUGUUGCUAUUUCACCUCAGCUAGCAUUAGCUGCCUUCCGUUUCUUAGCUUCUUCUGUUGGUCCGUUUUCGUCAAAGAAAAUCUCUGAAGAAGUUUUUAAACGUUUGAUGAAUAAGAAUAUUUAUUUCGAAGCCAAAGGCGAACUACGUAAAGCUAAUAUUGAUAAUAUGUUACCAGAUAAUGUUUUAUAUAAACGUGGACAACCAGCUGAUUAUUUUAUCAUGAUAUUGGAAGGACGUGCUCGUGUAAUUGUAACCAAAGAAAAUCAAGAAUACGAUGCCGGACCAUUUUGUUGUUUUGGUAUCGGUGCUUUAACUUCUUCUAUACCAAGUACAGAGGACGGAACUGUUGUACCGAAUCGUUUAAUCAACGAAGAAAGUGCCGAUAGUCUUAGUCAGAAAAGCAGCCAGCAAAACAUUAGUCUCCAACAAUCGGACAUAUUUAUUCCCGAUUAUACGGUAAUCUGUUUAGAAAAAGUAAUCUACUUGAAAGUGACAAAAGAUUUCUAUAAAAUGGCAUUAAAAACAACCGAUGUUGUGACAAAACGUUCGAGCGACCUACAAAAAUCUCAAUCACAAAUCGAGCAAAUUGAAGAUUCAUCGGAAAAUACAACGGCAGCUGCAGUUCCAUUGAUACCCAUAAGUAACACUAAAAAUGAUAGUCUUUCACGACACCUGAAAAAUCUUCCACCAAAAUAUCGAAAGAUUAGUAUGGGUACAAAUUUAGCCGAUUCAAGUUUGAUGCCCAAAUUCAAAGAUAAAACCAGUGUGAGCAAUCAAUUUGAACAGGAUGAUGAGCAAUUGAUGAAUGACACGCACAACAAUCCACGUCAUCGAUCACAAUCAAAAAAUAGUCUGAUUGUGGAUCAAAUACGACCAGCUCGAAUUGUUACUUCCGAUAGCCUUAAUAAUCGCCGUUCAUCACCAACUGUACGGCGAUCUGAUGCGAUCGAAUUGCUUGCUGAUAAUCAUUCACCUCGUUCAUACGGUUCAAUCGAAAGUCUGACUGGCGAUUCUCAGCACCAACAACAACUUCAUCAGCAACAAUCAAUGGAAAAUCCGCCAGCGCUCUCACCACCAUCAUCUCUUGCACCUGAAUUGAAAGAAAAAUUGAGCCUAUUACGUAAUGGAAGUUUAUCGGCCCUAGAUGAAUCAGGUGAUCACAAUCAAACAACUAUUUCUCAACAAACAAAGUCUAUUGAUGAACGCACAACAUUUUUAUGAUAACACAUUUAUAAAUGAAUAACCGAAUCGCUCAAUUAAUCUUUUCCGGUUUAUGUUUCUUCCUAAAUUUCGAUCAAAUAUUGAUUCUUUACCGUUUUCAUUCAUUUAUCAUUUUUUUCACUUUUAAUUAUGGUUUCAUAAAAGGGUUUUUCUCAUUAAUUUGCUUGAAAACAAAAAUUUUUUUCGAACCGGUCAUUUUAUCGCUAACACUUUUGUUAUUGUUUUCGUUGUA
Molecule: messenger RNA, 3484 nt
Organism: Dermatophagoides pteronyssinus (European house dust mite)
Lineage: Eukaryota; Metazoa; Arthropoda; Arachnida; Sarcoptiformes; Pyroglyphidae
Gene: uex
Product: metal transporter uex
Biological process (GO): magnesium ion homeostasis; transport
Cellular component (GO): plasma membrane
Molecular function (GO): transmembrane transporter activity
Source: RefSeq, a predicted model, not a curated record